Dermacentor silvarum is the source of this 639-nucleotide messenger RNA. RefSeq lists its product as uncharacterized. The record is from RefSeq and is a predicted model, not a curated record. Lineage: Eukaryota; Metazoa; Arthropoda; Arachnida; Ixodida; Ixodidae. The transcript is spliced from 2 exons. Gene Ontology annotation, molecular function: nucleic acid binding; RNA-DNA hybrid ribonuclease activity. The coding region runs from base 1 to 639 and encodes 212 amino acids.
AUGGCAUCAUCCAACACAUCUGACAUCAAAGAGAGGGGAAUGUUGGAUCUUGGGUCAAGCUCCACCGCUGCUGAGGUGGCUGGCGUCUAUGUGGCCGCGGACCUGCUGGCGGAGGAUCCCCCGGAUUCUCCGGUUAUGAUCCUCUGCGACUCGCGAACGGCGUUCCUGGCUCUUCGUCGACAGGAGACCGCUGGCCUUGGCGUUGCCCUGCUAGCGGAAAAGCUCCGCGCCCUUGUUUCAAGUAGCUUGAAGCUGUCGCUGCAGUGGCUCCCCUCACACGUUGGCGUCCAGGGCAACGAGGAGGCUGACGCCCUGGCAAAGGCAGUACACCAUGCCACUGUACCAGUCAGCACCGCUGUAACUGCCUUCGACUAUGCAAGGCACAUGUUGCAGCGGCGCCUCACGGCGCUCCACCAGGAUCGGCGCGUCGCCAGCUGUCGCCCUCCCCGUCCACUUCCUGAUCGCGGCCUCACAACGCAGGAGCGGUCUCUCCUGCUGCGCCUCAGGAUCGGCUGCUCCUGGACGGCUUCCCGGAGGUACAGCAAAGGCCUGGCUUCAUCUCCGGCCUGCUCAGCGUGCGGAGAGGAGGAAACAAUCGACCAUCUACUUUGUUUCUGCCCCACCUUCGAUUGGCGCUGA